AUGCUACAAAUCGUGACAAACGCCGGCCUAUGGGUUGAGGCGUUUUUCCUAUUAAGUGGGUUUCUGUGCGCUUACGGAACGAUACUUGAACUGAGAAAGACAUCCAUAAAACACUACAAUCCUAUCACUAAUAUCAUUCACCGCUACUUACGACUCACACCAUCUCUAUUAGCGGUCAUUGCAUUUUCCAUUCUGCAAGAGGUUAUGGCUACUGGGCCCCAAUGGCACCGUGAUCUGGAUUAUAUAAACAUGGUCUACAAACAGGCGUACUGUCGAGUGGGACCCUAUUGUGUGGGCAUUUUGAUGGCAUACUUCUACCAAAAAUACAAAGGGAUUAUUGUGAUCAAACCCACUUUAAACAUGACGCUAUGGAUACUAUCCAUUGGCCUGAAUCUAAGCAUAACAUUCCUGACAUGGCCCUGGUUAUUGGGCAACAGUUACCACAACAUGGCGAGCGUGCUGUACGGGUCGACCCACCGGACCCUAUGGGCGCUGAGCUGGUCGUACGUACUGUUCGCGUGCGCCACAGGACACGGAUCUGUCGUCAACACCGCCUUGUCGUGGAAAGCCUUCAUACCAUUGAGUCGACUCUCAUUUCAGGCCUAUCUCUACCAUUCAGUACUCAUAUCCCGAUUCGUUUACGACGCCCGACAACCACUCUAUUCAUCCAAAAUCACUCUGGUAUGCAUUACAUGUCUAUAG
Molecule: messenger RNA, 702 nt
Organism: Oppiella nova
Lineage: Eukaryota; Metazoa; Arthropoda; Arachnida; Sarcoptiformes; Oppiidae
Source: the annotation of a GenBank genome assembly